GUUUUCUUGUACGACGUAAUUAAAGAAUCUCUUCUGUGUCUUAAUUUGGUUUGCUUCUCAUUGGAGUAAGGUCGUAUGGAGCCUAAAUCGAUUGUACUUGUGGGAAUCUACGAUUUCAGGGUUUCUGAUUACAAGAUUGGAAUCAGAAAAGAAUCGACUUUUCCAUUACACAGAACACUCUGCUACUUACUGUUAUGUCUUUUAGUCUUCGUAAAUGGUUUGCCUUGUCUCGGCCACGAGAACAUGUUUGAUGUGAAAGCUUUAUAUGUUGGGAAGGAAUUGGGGAGAGAAACUAUGUCAUUGCAAUCAGGUUCUCGGGUUUACAAGUUAGAAGGACUAAAGUCUAAUUCUUGUUAUGAAGUGAAGAUAUCAUACCCUGCUUCUAUACCAGCUCGGUUUUCGCUGAAACUACUCAAGAACCGUGAAAUGGGAUUGAAGCUAAACCAGAUGAGGAGAUUACUAAACACUGAGAAGUUGAUGUUCAAGGUGGAAAGUCUUGAAGAAGUUAACAAUAAGGCUGGAUUGAAUGUUUUGGUGACCGUGGAACCCGAGGGGAUUGUGGCAAUACCAAAUUCCAAAGAAAGAUCUUUCAUCAUUUACAAUAUAGGCAAGCUCUUACAUUAUGUAUCCAUUUACAUUGAGAGAUAAGCACUCUUUUGCAUCUUUGUACCUACUUCUAAGUCUCAAAACUCUUUGGUAACAAAAACAGUUUGUGAAGAACAACUCAUGGGCAUACCUUAUUCAAGCUCUUCAGUGGUUAUAUUAGUAGCUUUGUGUCUUGUGGUGGCGUUUAUAGUUCCUCGAUUCCUACCAUCCUCUGUUCUUAUAAAAGAUCAAGGUGUAG
Arabidopsis arenosa is the source of this 844-nucleotide messenger RNA. The record is from the annotation of a GenBank genome assembly. NCBI's taxonomy places the organism in Eukaryota, Viridiplantae, Streptophyta, Magnoliopsida, Brassicales, Brassicaceae.